AGGGAAGGAGGUUGAAGGCUGUCCUUUGUCGCCACUCCCUGUGGUCACCAUAAACCACCCACUACAUGUCAUCACCUCACCUCCACCCUGGGCCUGGCAUUGUCCUUCUUCAAGGCAAAGGUCUCUGGGGUCCUUUAUAUAGCUGAUCCCUUCUUGGGAGGCUCUCACUUCUUGGUCCUUCCUGACGAGGGAAGACGGUGUUGCCUGGGUCCCUUCCGGGAGAUGCUGGUGAUCUGGAUCCUGCCGCUGGCUCUCCGGCUCUGGGCAUCUGCCACCACCCUUGCUGCAACAACACAGACACAGAGCACAUCAGGAAUACCUGAUACAACUUCAACACCAAGGUUAGUUAGCCAAGGUUCAAUACACAACGGAGUGUCUGAACAUGGAUCCUCCACACCAAAACCUGAUGAAAACACUACAAACUUCGAGAAGAGCCCAGGUUCGAUUCACACCACAGUGCCACCUGACAUCUCUACAAACCCACUCCUCAAUGAAAUAGAGACCACAUUAAGCGGCAGCCCAGGCUCAACUCCCAAUAUGGUGCCAUCUGGGAGCUCCGCUGUCCCAGGUGCUGGUGGGAGAUCUAUGAUAUACCCUAGCAGCCCCAGCACCUCCCAAACGACAGUGUCACUUGCCGAUUCAAUGACUCCUGGACACAGCGAAUCCACAAACUCAACAAGCAGCCCAGGGUCAAAAGAUCAAACAGCGUUUCCUGAAACCUCCCCAAUGGCAGGUACCAGUAAGACAUCUAAACCCAUCACAGGCACUGAAGUCUCACUGCAGAACACCGGGUCAGCUGCUGACUCUUCCAUACCAGGCCUCAGUGAAGGAUCUACAAGCGCCUCAAUGAGCCCAGCUUCUCCUCUCCCAACCAUGUCCCUUGGGAGGUCUGGUAACAUAGACCUCAGUGGGGGAUACACAACCCCCUCAGGCAGUGCAGCGUCACCACACAGCGCCGUGUCAACUGCUGGCUCUUCCACACCAGGGCUCAGUGAAGGAUCAAAAAGCGCCUCAAGGAGCCCCACUUCUCCUAUCUCCACAGUGUCCCCAGGGAACUCUGGCACUCCAGCCCUUGGAGCAGGAUCCACAACCCCCUCAAGCAGUGCUGUCUCUCCUCACAACACCGUGUCACCUGCUGACUCUUCUACACCGGGCCUCAGUGAAGGAUCUACAAGAGCCUCAACGAGCCCCACUUCUCCUCUCUCCACAGUUUCCUCUGGGAGCUCUGGGACCCAAAGUCUAGGGGGAGGAUCCACAACCCCCUCAGGCAGUACAGGGUCACCACACAGCACCGUGUCAACUGCUGGCUCUUCCACACCGGAGUUUGGUGAAGGCUCUAGCCCGGCUUCUCCUCUCUCCACAGUGUUCCCUUGGAGCUCUGGCACCACAGGCCUCAGUGGGGGAACCACAAUCCCCUCAAGCAGUGUAGGCUCACCUCACAGCACUGUGUCAGCUGCUGGCUCUUCCACACCAGGCCUCAAUGAAGGAUCUACAAGUGCCUCAACCAGCGGCUUCUCCUGUCUCCACAGUGUCCCCUGGGAACUCUGUCACCCCAGGCCACAGUGCGGGAUCCACAACCCCCUCAAGCAGUGCUGUCUCACCUCACAGCACUGUGUCAGCUGCUGGCUCUUCCACAACAGGCCUCAGUGAAGGAUCCACAAGUGCCUCAAUGAGCCCGGCUUCUCUCUCAACAGUGUCCUCUGGGAGUUCUGUCACUCCAAGCCCUGGCGGGGAAUCCA
Messenger RNA from Microcebus murinus (gray mouse lemur), 1739 nucleotides. The record is from RefSeq and is a predicted model, not a curated record. NCBI's taxonomy places the organism in Eukaryota, Metazoa, Chordata, Mammalia, Primates, Cheirogaleidae.